CACUGCCUCCAAACUGCCUGGGGGGUGAUGUGCUGAAGUGGCACGGGGAGAGCAGCAUGAGCCUCCAGCUGGAGAAGCAGCUCCUGUUCCUGUCCCUGCUCUGCAUCCUCUCCAAGGUUUGUGCCCAGCUGUGCCGGCGGCCCUGCUACUGUCCCUGGGUGCCACCGCGCUGUCCCCGCGGCUCCCCGCUGGUCCUGGAUGGCUGUGGCUGCUGCAAGGUCUGUGCCCGGCGCCUGGGAGAGCCCUGCGACUUCCUGCACGUCUGUGACCAGAGCCAGGGCCUCGUCUGUGACUACAGCUCAGCACCUGCGGGGACAGCAGGCACCUGCAACUUUGAGGACGAUGAGGAGGGCUGCGAGGUGAAUGGCCGGCUCUACCGAGACGGGGAGGUUUUCCAGCCCAGCUGCAAGAUCCAGUGCCACUGCCUGGACGGGGGCUUCACCUGCAUCCCGCUGUGCCAGGAGGACGUGCGGCUGCCCAGCCCCGACUGCCCCUUCCCCCGGCGCGUGGAGAUCCCAGGGAAGUGCUGCCCCGAGUGGGUCUGCGAAGGUGCCCGGGAGCAGCCCCUGCCCCGCGAUGCCAGGGCAGCCCCCAGGGCGGUGUCCCCGCUGCUGCGGUACCCCUGCCCGCCGUGGGGCACGGAGUGGAGCCCCUGCUCGGCCACCUGCGGGCUGGGCUUUGCCAGCCGCGUGUCCAACCAGAACCGCCUGUGCCGCCUGGAGACCCAGCGGCGCCUCUGCUCGGCCGGGCCCUGCCCGGCCCUGCCCGCAGCGCUGCCCGCGAGGGCAAGAGGAGGUCGUUUGUAGCUGUGCCCACCCUGGAUUCACCCUGGAGCCAACGCCUCAUCCUGCAAAGAGUCAGGCACAAACCCAUGGCACUGUGAUUAUGGUGAAGAUGGAGGGUGUUUCCGCUGGGAAAACAGGAAAGGAUGGACUUUGGCUGCAAAGGAGGCUGGAAGCAGAGAACAAGAUCCCCGUGUCACCCAUCACCUGCCUCCUCUGCACACCCCGCUGUCCCAGGCAGGGGUACUGGGCAGCAUUCCGAGUUCCUUAGGCUGAAUGAAAUGGGAAAUGGGGAAAUCCUGCUCCAAGCAUAAACCACCCAAGACACCAGGAAUUGGUCCUUUCCUGGAGCAGUGAGGCUUCUGAAGAGGUGGGCUGCUUCUCUGCCACAUCAUGCAGCUCUGCUUUGCAGGGACUUCAGGAGAGACCAUCUCCAGCACCUGGAAGCCAAAAUCCCUGCAGGGAACCCUCACGCCCUGGCCCCCCAGGGAGGGAGCAGGUCACCGAGCUCCCUGUGACCCCACAAGUCACUGCCACACCAGGCUGAGCUGCUCAGCCAUGCAGGAGCUCAGCCAGCCCACGGUACCCACCCUGCCUUCCCGGGCACGGGCAGGGUCCUGCUGAUGGCAGCUCUAACUCACCUUCCCCUCAUCCCUCCAGAAUAAACACGAGCCUUCCCGCUCUGCCUGGCCUCCUCCUCUGGUGGUUUGGCAGGGCUUCGGCAAGCCAGGAGCUCAGACAGCAGCAGACAGACCCGCCUGCCAUCCAAGCACAUUCCCCGCGAGCCGGGGCCAAGGGAGAAGCAGGGAAAAGGGAAAACAAAUCGCAAAGAUGAGUCGGGGCCGUCUCCCGACGGGCUGGAGCUGCUCCAGCCAUGCAGGAGUCGGCGCAGGAGAGCUGCUCGGCUGCUCUGGCUGUACUUUGUCCCAGGGAAAAGUGCUUCUGGGUGAUGGAAAGUGAAACCCAAAUGCCCUCUAACGGCCUCGCACAGAUGUGCAGAGGGAACGCGCAGCUGGGAAGGAGCCGCGGUUUGGGUGACGCGUCCAGGUGAGAGAUGGACUUCUUAGAUGGGUAUUUCUGGAACUAAAAAUAAAGAUGUGCUCAUCCAGGAGUGGAGCUUGUGUGUGCAGGGUGAGCCCAGCCCUGCUGCUCAGGGCCAGCUCGAUGGGUGCAGGAAAGUCCUGGCACAGGGUGGGGCAGCUUGGAGGCACUUCAGUUCAGGCUGCUUAGAGUAAGAGAAGGAAAAAGAAAAAAAUGUGAAUCAAAGCACUGAACACAAUAUUACAAUUUAUUACAUCCUGGGUUAAAUCCUUCACUCUAACCCAGCCAUAAGCUCUGCUGAUGGCACAGCCCUGGCCAUAGCAGUGCCCAGGUCUCCAGUGCUGGGAUGUGCAGGAGGGCAGGGCAGGCAUGGCACUGCUGCUGUGUCUGCAGCCACAGGAACAGCCUCUUAGCUCCCAAAAAUCAAUGCCCAAACUCCCCUGCAGCUCAUCCCUCCUACUGCCAGGCCCACACUUCCUCCAUUCCCCUGGGCUGGGAUUUCCCCAGCGUGGUGCAGCACCAUCCCCAGCUCACUGUGCUCCUGAGCAGGGCAGGUCUGGGGCUGAAGGGACCAGAGCCUGAAUGGCAGGGGGAGCUCCUCUCUCCAGCCCAAGGAAAAGCCUCCCCUGCAGCAGCAGAAAUGCAGCAGGCCCAAGGCAGCUCAUUCAUUCCCUCAGGCUCUGCAAGAACUGAAAAGAAAAUGAAAGUAAAGGAUGCGGCUCAGCCACCUCUUGGGGGUAAAAAAAAAAAAAAAAAGAGAAAGAAAAAAAGAAACCUCACUGCUCUUGCAGUAAUACAUUGCCUACAAAGAGAAUUAUUUACUGCAAUCAUCUGGUGCUCAGCCUGAAUACAAAUCAUUAAUUCUGUUUGAUGUGGGGCACAUGGUGAACCUCCAGCAGGCAGCAAAUUGCAGAACAAACAGCUUGGGUUGGCUUUUUCAGUUCUCUGGUGGCAAUGCCAAACAAGUGGUGACCCAAAGCUCAUGUAGACUUCAAAACUACCAUAUUCCUCGACUGACAUGGAUAAAACACAUUGUGGGUACUGAAAAUCCUGGUUCUAAGCCAGUUCUUGUUCAAGCAUGUUGGGACUCGGCCACCAAGGCUGGGUGAGCUGCCAGGGCUGUCACACACUCCCAGAUCCUGCCUAGCCACCUCUGGGUGAUGGUAAAAAUCAGAAGGUCACUUUUUAGGCAGCAACCUGCAAUUCUCAUCUCAAACAAAUGAUUCAACACACCUCUGCUAUAAUUAUCUUUUUUUUUCCCUGCAGAAUGUCUCUCUGAUUCACUAAGCAU
Molecule: messenger RNA, 3114 nt
Organism: Melospiza georgiana
Lineage: Eukaryota; Metazoa; Chordata; Aves; Passeriformes; Passerellidae
Gene: CCN5
Product: cellular communication network factor 5
Exons: 5
Coding region: 57-806 (249 amino acids)
Biological process (GO): cell adhesion; signal transduction
Cellular component (GO): extracellular region; extracellular matrix
Molecular function (GO): heparin binding; integrin binding
Source: RefSeq, a predicted model, not a curated record